Mercurialis annua (annual mercury) is the source of this 2698-nucleotide messenger RNA. Its product is annotated as subtilisin-like protease SBT1.5. Gene Ontology annotation, biological process: proteolysis. The transcript has a single exon. Gene Ontology annotation, molecular function: serine-type endopeptidase activity. The record is from RefSeq and is a predicted model, not a curated record. Lineage: Eukaryota; Viridiplantae; Streptophyta; Magnoliopsida; Malpighiales; Euphorbiaceae. Bases 106 to 2451 code for a protein of 781 amino acids.
AACUACAGAAUAAUAAACAAACACAGCCACACAUUCCCAUCUCUGUGUCAAUUUAAAGCUUCAUCAGUCACAAACCCAACACUGAGCUUCAUUUUCUCUUCGUCAAUGGCAAUAUUUCUUCUCCUCUUCAUUUCUUUACUCUCAUUAUCAUCAUCUUCCUCAACAAACGACACUCCAAGAACUUACAUAAUCAAAGUCCAGCACGACGCCAAACCCUCAAUCUUCACUCUCCAUAAGCACUGGUACAAUUCCUUCCUCUCCUCACUCUCCGAGACCCCCACCGUCUCCGAUUCCGCCUCAUCCUCCCGCGUAAUCCACACUUACCAAAAUGUAUUUCACGGCUUCUCGGCGAGGUUAUCUCCGGUUGAAGCUCUCAAGAUUCAGACACUUCCCCACGUCAUUGCUGUCAUACCUGAACGUGUCCGUUAUAAGGACACCACUCGGUCACCUGAGUUUCUUGGCUUGAAAACAACUGAUAAUGCUGGGUUGCUUAAAGAAUCGGAUUUCGGGUCGGAUCUUGUUAUUGCUGUUGUGGAUACCGGAAUCUGGCCGGAACGCGAGAGCUUUAGUGAUCGGAACUUGGGGCCGGUUCCGGCGAAAUGGAAGGGAAUGUGUGUUAGUGGUAAGGGUUUUAGCUUGUCGUCUUGUAAUCGGAAGCUCAUCGGGGCUCAGUAUUUUUGUAGCGGGUAUGAGGCGACCAAUGGGCGGAUGAAUGAAUCUAUUGAGUUCAGAUCACCGCGGGAUUCUGACGGACAUGGGACUCACACAGCCUCUAUAGCGGCCGGACGGUAUGUUUUCCCCGCUUCUACGCUUGGGUAUGCGAAAGGUAUCGCCGCCGGUAUGGCGCCAAAAGCGAGAAUUGCUGCCUAUAAAGUUUGCUGGAACGGCGGCUGUUUUGAUUCUGAUAUCCUCGCCGCUUUUGAUACUGCCGUCGCCGAUGGCGUUGAUGUAAUUUCACUCAGUGUCGGCGGUGUUGUUGUUCCUUAUUACCUCGACGCAAUCGCUAUCGGGUCUUUCGGAGCGGUGGAGCACGGUGUUUUUGUCUCUGCUUCCGCCGGAAAUGGCGGGCCCGGUGGAUUAACUGUCACUAAUAUUGCCCCGUGGGUUACUACGGUGGGCGCCGGUACUCUUGAUAGAGAUUUUCCGGCUGAUGUAACGCUCGGAAAUGGGAAAGUUAUUAGUGGUGUGAGUGUUUAUAGUGGGCCGGGUUUAUCUCCGGGUAAACUGUACCCGUUAAUAUAUUCCGGCAGUGAAGGUACCGGAGAUGGGUACUCUAGUUCUUUAUGUUUAGACGGUUCAUUAGAUUCUAAACUCGUAAAGGGUAAAAUUGUGUUAUGUGAUAGAGGAAUUAAUUCAAGAGCGGCUAAGGGUGAAGUUGUAAAAAAAGCCGGCGGUGUCGGAAUGAUUUUGGCUAACGGCGUUUUUGACGGCGAGGGUUUAGUCGCGGACUGUCAUGUUUUGCCGGCAACUUCUGUUGGAGCUAACGGUGGUGAUGAAAUUAGAAGGUAUAUUUCUGUUGCUUCUAAGUCUAAUAAUUCACCACCUACUGCUACUAUUAAUUUUAAAGGUACUAGACUUGGAAUUAGACCGGCCCCGGUUGUUGCUUCAUUUUCAGCUCGAGGUCCUAAUCCGGUAUCCCCUGAAAUUUUGAAACCUGAUGUUAUUGCUCCGGGUUUGAAUAUUCUCGCGGCUUGGCCCGAUAAAGUCGGUCCGUCGAGUGUACCGACCGAUACUCGGAGUACUGAGUUUAAUAUUCUUUCGGGUACUUCUAUGGCGUGUCCUCAUGUUUCCGGGUUAGCUGCUCUUUUAAAGGCGGCGCACUCGGAUUGGAGUCCUGCGGCUAUUCGAUCAGCAUUGAUGACUACUGCGUAUACAGUUGAUAACCGCGGUGAGACAAUGGUUGAUGAAUCCACUGGGAAUACUUCAACCGUGUUGGAUUUUGGUUCAGGUCAUGUUCAUCCGCAAAAGGCAAUGGAUCCCGGGUUGAUUUACGAUAUAACGACGUUUGAUUAUGUUGAUUUUCUAUGCAAUUCGAAUUAUUCAGGUAAUAACAUUCAAGUUGUGACUAGAAAGAAUGCUGAUUGUAGUGGAGCAAGAAGAGCUGGACAUACUGGGAAUUUGAAUUACCCAUCAAUGACUGCUUUGUUUCAACAAUAUGGUAAAAACAAAAUGUCUACACAUUUUAUUAGGACAGUGACGAAUGUGGGUGAUCCGAAUUCGGUGUACAAUGUUACGGUUAAUCCGCCGAGUGGGACUGUAGUGACUGUGGAGCCGGAGAAGCUCGUGUUUAGAAGGUUAGGACAGAAACUGAGCUUUCUUGUUAGAGUGGAAUCCGAGGCGGUGAAGCUCUCGCCCGGCAGCUCGAGCAUGAAUAGCGGUUCGAUUGUAUGGUCGGAUGGGAAGCGUACGGUGACUAGUCCGAUAGUAGUGACAAUGCAGCAGCCUCUUUAGCUAAUUUAUAUGAUCAUAUAUCUCUAUGAUGAAUUAAAGGGAAAUGAAUUUCUUGGGUUUGUAAUGCAGAACGUGCAAUGUGCUAGCUAGCAAAACAGGUGAAGAACAAGAAGGUAAAAUGUGUAUGUUUGUUGUGAGAGUGAAGGAUCAAGAAAGAUCACUGUCGUGUAGAAAAUGUUUUGUUGUUUGGACUAAGAAAUUAUAAAGAAAAUGGUGAGGGAAAGAUGUUCUCUUUUCUAUUUUGGAA